GCGGCUAUCACCGGCGCGGGUCCGGCGGCCCCGGCGCCCGCCCGCGCCCCAUGGGGUCACAGAGUGCGUAGAAGAGGCAACACCACGACUUGCCAAUGAACGACCGAAAGGAAGAUAUGGAAAUCGCGUCCCACUACCGGCAGCUGCUUCGCGAGCUCGACGAGCAGAGGCAGCACGGCGUCCUGUGCGACGUGUGCGUCGUGGUGGAAGGCAAGGUCUUCAAGGCCCACAAGAACGUGCUGCUGGGCAGCAGCCGCUACUUCAAGACGCUCUACUGUCAGGUGCAGAAGACGUCUGACCAAGCCACCGUCACCCACCUGGACAUCGUCACUGCCCAGGGCUUCAAGGCCAUCAUUGACUUCAUGUACUCGGCCCACCUGGCCCUCACCAGCAGGAACGUCAUCGAGGUGAUGUCUGCCGCCAGCUUCCUGCAGAUGACGGACAUUGUGCAGGCCUGCCAUGACUUCAUCAAGGCUGCCCUGGACAUCAGCAUCAAGUCGGACGCUGCCGACGAGCUCGCAGAGUUUGAGAUCGGCGCCCCGGCCGGCAGCAGCACAGAGGCGCUGAUCUCUGCUGUGAUGGCUGGCAGGAGCAUCUCUCCGUGGCUGGCGCGGCGCACAAGCCCCGCCAACUCUUCCGGAGACUCAGCCAUUGCCAGCUGUCACGAGGGGGGCAGCACCUAUGGGAAGGAGGACCAGGAGCCCAAGGCCGAGGGCCCCGACGACGUGUCCUCGCAGUCCUUGUGGCCUGGAGACGUGGGCUACGGGUCUCUGCGCAUCAAGGAGGAACAGAUAUCGCCUCCUCACUAUGGAGGGCGCGAGCUGCCUUCGGCCAAGGACAGCACGAUGCCGAGCUCUGCCUCAGAGCCAGGAGCCGGCGACGGCUGGCAGCCCACGGGCCGCAGGAAGAACCGGAAGAACAAAGAGACGGUGCGGCACAUCACGCAGCAGGUGGAGGAAGGCAGUGGGGCCGGCUCCCCCUCGCCCGCCUUCCUCCCCACGCCUGGGUGGCCCUUCGGCAGCCGGGACUCAAGUGCAGACCUGACUGUCACUGAGGCCAGCAGCUCCGACAGCCGAGGGGAGAGGGCCGAGCUGUACACCCACGUGGACGAGGGCCUCCUGGGAGAGGCCAGCUGCCUGGGCCCACCCCUGACUCCUGAGAAGGACGAGGUGCUGCACCAGGCCAGUGCGGUGGCCGGUCUGCGCGCGGCACUCAUGAGUCAGAGCAGCCUGCUGUCUCUGAAGGCUGACGUGCUGGGGGACGACGGCUCCCUGCUGUUCGAGUACCUGCCUAAGGGUGCCCACUCGCUGUCUCUGAAUGAGUUCACGGUGAUCAGGAAGAAGUUCAAGUGCCCCUACUGCAGCUUCUCGGCCAUGCACCAGUGCAUCCUCAAGAGGCACAUGCGUUCCCACACCGGGGAGCGGCCCUACCCCUGUGAGAUCUGCGGGAAGAAGUUCACGCGCCGUGAGCACAUGAAGCGGCACACGCUGGUCCACAGCAAGGACAAGAAGUACGUGUGCAAGGUGUGCAGCCGCGUGUUCAUGUCUGCAGCCAGCGUGGGCAUCAGGCACGGCUCCCGGCGCCACGGUGUGUGUGCCGACUGUGCUGGCCGGGGCGCAGCCGUGCAGUUGGACCAUGGGGGCGGCGAAGGCUCCCCUGAGGCCCUGUUCACUGGUGAUGGGCCCUACUUGGAAGACCCCGAGGACCCGCGAGGGGAGGGUGAGGAGGAGCUGGGGGAGGAUGAGGACGACGACGUGGCAAAGUGGAAGGACGAUGUAGGGCUGGCGCCCGAGGACACGCUGUUGGGGGACGACAAGGAGGACGAGGACUCACCACAGGGCCCCCGCAGCCCCACUGCAGGGCCUGAAAAGGACUUCGCCUGGAUCUCCUAGGCCCUGCCCCAGUGGGCAGGGUCUGA
This is a messenger RNA of Marmota flaviventris (yellow-bellied marmot), 1918 nucleotides long. RefSeq names its product zinc finger and BTB domain containing 46 (gene Zbtb46). Gene Ontology annotation, biological process: regulation of transcription by RNA polymerase II. NCBI's taxonomy places the organism in Eukaryota, Metazoa, Chordata, Mammalia, Rodentia, Sciuridae. The record is from RefSeq and is a predicted model, not a curated record. Gene Ontology annotation, molecular function: protein binding; DNA-binding transcription factor activity, RNA polymerase II-specific; RNA polymerase II cis-regulatory region sequence-specific DNA binding.